AUGUCUGCCGCUGUCACCCAACCACCAAGCGUCCCCCCUCGUCCUUCCAGGAGUCAGGACCGAGACCAGAUGCCAAAGAUUCCGCCCCGCCCCGUCAACCGGCGCCUUGAGCAGUCGAGCUCGCCAAGCCGGGGUCGGUUUGCGCCUUCGCCGCUCAACGAGAACCCCCUGAACUCGGCCAAGAGCCCGCCCCAGAUCUUUGGCUUCAAUGGCUCAGAACCCAUUGACCGCUCGUCCAGCGUGGACCUACCCUCGCUCGGCGAGGAGGGCAGGGAGUAUGCCGCCUUUGCCAGCGACAACAACUUCGCCGACGGGGAGAGUUCCUCGCCUGAGCAGACUGCCAAUAUCAACCAGAACCUGAAGCUUCACGCGCCGAAGCCGUCUCUCCCGGCCCUGAGCGCCAAGCAGCGCGUUGCCGCCGUUACCCGCACCGACUCGGACAAGGCGGCGAGCUUUGGCAUUGGCAAGCCCAGCAGCGAGGACCCUGUGCCCUCCAACCGGAGUCUCAAGAAGAAGGCCAGUACUACCAGCCAGCUGUCGGCCAACACCGAGAGCCACAUGGACGAUGAGCAUGGCAUCCCAGAAAUCGGCAAGCAGGUGCCCAUGUACCCGCACGCCGGUGACGUGCAGGCCCCGUCCCCGGCUCCUGGCUCCGAGGGAUUGAAGCCCAAGCACCACAACCGCAAGACUAGCGCUCGCGGUUUCACCUCGGAGCUGCCCCCUGGCAGCUACGGCCUGCAUGGCCACGGUGUCAAAUCCCAGGACAAGCUCGAAAAGGCUUAUUAUGAGAAGCAUCCCGAGCUUGUCCAUAAGGAGAGCAACAAGCACCACCAUGACCGCCCCAAUGACUUCUCGAUGAGCCGCGAGGAGCUCAACAAAAUCGUGCGCGCCACUGCCGAGCGCGGAACUAGCAAUGGCUUCGGAACCCCAACCGAGCAGUGUGGGUGGGAGGCGAUCGAGGAGACUGCCUCGCGCAUCACCUCCCCCAGGCCGGCAUCAACUGCCCCCAACUCCCCUGAGCUGAAGAGGCGUAGUUUUAUAGACGGAGCAGUGCCGGAAUCGGGCUUGACCGACGACCAGGUCAUUCACGUCGGCGAUCCUAAGAGGAGGUCCGUCAUGUUUGAUGACAAGUCGCCAGAGCCCCUCGAAGGCGAGGAUGGUUACACAGCCCCUAUCUUGGCCGGGGACGAGGUUGCCAACAACGCCUCCGACCUCCAGCCCGCCGUCAGCCCUCCGGCAGAACGGUCCGGCAGUGCCUUCGAGAUAGAGCCCUCAAGCCGUCCCAGCAGCCGUCCCGCCAGCAUCUACAGGGAUUCGUCCAUAGAUGUCCGCUCCACGCCCCUGGAGGACGUCCAGGAGUACGAGCCUCUCUUCCCCGAGGACGAAAAGACGCCCGCCAAGGAGCCCCAACCGGACAAGAAGAAGGAGGCUAAGAAGCAACGAUUCCCAAGUCGCGACAUCUGGGAGGAUGCCCCUGACAGUGUGCAUGAGGGCGCCGAGGUCUCGACGCCGGACAUUUCACAGGAAAACGAUGGCCAGUCUCAUAUUGCCAAGGAGGUCGCCAACGAGAAGCGCCCGUCGGUCAAACGAUUCCCCAGCCGUGAUGUGUGGGAAGACACGCCCGAUAGCCUUCAGCUCGAAACAGUCGUCUCGCAAGAACAAGACGAGGCAGAGGACGCCUCGCCAGUGGAGGUCAUGGUUCCCGAGCUCCCGCAGGGGUCUGUAAGCAAGUCAGCCGAGCCUUCGUCUGCCGCAAUCGAAAAGCCUGUGGUGCCCGAAAGGCCCAAGUCGAAGCAGCCUCCCAGCGAUGACGCUGCGGCAGCAAAGCCGACUGUUCCGGAGCGGCCCAGGCCACAGGUCCCUGCUAGGCCCACGAAGCAAGGGUCUGGUUCUAGCAAAGACGGCGAGGCGGCAGCUUCACCAGACACCCAGUCAAAGCCCGUCAUCCCCUCCCGCCCUGGAGGCUCCAAGAUCGCCGCCCUGCAAGCUGGCUUCAUGGCAGACCUGAACAAGCGCCUGCAACUCGGACCGCAUAUCCCCAAGGUCGAGGAGCCUGCAGCCCAGGAUGAACCGGCUGUUGAGCAGGAGAAGGCGCCGCUUGUGGAUGCCCGCAAGGGUCGCGCUAGGGGCCCUCAGAGGCGAGCGCCUGCCAAGAGCGCGGCUCCUGCUGCCGCCGCUGCUGCCGCCGCUCCAUCAGAAAAGCCUGUGCUGAGCCUCUCGUUCAGCUCGCCGUUGACACUUUUCUCUAUCGACCCGGACCAGGAUCAUGUGAGCGUCGGAGGCAUCGAGAAGUCCCCAGCGACAGAAAAGCCUCCCGUGGCCAGCGAGGCCGUCGAGGGCGACAAGGCUAGCGCUGAGCCGGCCGCGCCUCCCGCCAAGGAGGCGGAAAGGACUGAAACGGCAGAGAGCACCGAAGAGGCCAAGCCAGAGACUCUCGCCACCAACAUGGCGGGCGAGUCCGUCGUUGCGGUCGACGUAGAAGAGAAAAAGGCAGUCGAACCAGCCGCCGCCGAAUAA
Messenger RNA from Gaeumannomyces tritici R3-111a-1, 2517 nucleotides. RefSeq lists its product as hypothetical. The transcript is spliced from 3 exons. The record is from RefSeq and is a predicted model, not a curated record. Lineage: Eukaryota; Fungi; Ascomycota; Sordariomycetes; Magnaporthales; Magnaporthaceae. The coding region runs from base 1 to 2517 and encodes 838 amino acids.